AUGACUAUGGCAAGAAAAUCAGCGGUUAAUAUUGUUCUCGGGGCUAUGACCAUUGGCAAUGGCAAAGAACAGUCUCGGGUUACCGAUCUAGACAAGGCCAAGGAACUCUUAGAUAUCUUCCAAUCUCAUGGCUAUAACGAAGUUGACACCUCGCGUUAUUAUGGCUCUGGAACAUCUGAAGAGUAUUUAGGCAAGCUUAAAUGGCAGGCUCGGGGUAUUGUUAUGGACACGAAGAUCUACCCAACGGUAGUUUUGCCAGCAGAUAAGGACCAAUGGACACACAGGCCAGAACACUUGCGAGAAAAUCUCAAACAAUCUUUAAAAGCCCUGCAAGCCGAUAAAGUUGCUAUGUGGUAUCUGCAUGGGCCUGAUCGGUCAACACCCUACGUGGAUACCUUGAGAGCAGUCAACGAGCUUCACAAAGAGGGAUUGUUUGAUCGCUUUGGCAUAUCUAAUUAUAUGGCAUGGGAGGUCGCGCAGAUCUGCGAGAUCUGCGACGCCAACAACUGGGCUAGACCAGUCGCUUACCAAGGCAUUUACAACGCGCUGCACAGAACAGUUGAGGCUGAGCUAUUUCCUUGCCUGAGGCAUUAUGGCAUGGGAUUUUAUGCGUACAACCCCCUCGCCGGUGGCUUCCUGAUUGGCAACAUGGAUAAAAGCACCUCUGUGGAGAAAGGGUCUCGAUUUGACCCAGAACUAGCACAGGGGAAGGGCUAUCGAGCACGAUAUUGGAACGAUGCGUACUUUAAUGCGUUGGAGAUCAUAAGGCUGGCUGCUGAUAAACAUAGUUUGCGAAUUGCCGAGGUAGCCCUACGAUGGAUGACUAACCACAGUAAACUUGGCUCCGAUUAUCCAGAUGCUGUGUUAAUAGGAGCAAGCAGCCCUAUACAUAUUGAGCAGAACAUAUUAGACUUGGAACAGGGACCGCUACCAGAGGAUGUCAUAACUGCGCUAAACAAUGCCUGGGAGCUUGUUAGACCAACUACAGGAAAAUAUUGGCACUAA
Molecule: messenger RNA, 1005 nt
Organism: Trichoderma virens Gv29-8
Lineage: Eukaryota; Fungi; Ascomycota; Sordariomycetes; Hypocreales; Hypocreaceae
Exons: 2
Coding region: 1-1005 (334 amino acids)
Source: RefSeq, a predicted model, not a curated record